Messenger RNA from Nematolebias whitei (Rio pearlfish), 660 nucleotides. RefSeq lists its product as uncharacterized. The coding region runs from base 1 to 660 and encodes 219 amino acids. Lineage: Eukaryota; Metazoa; Chordata; Actinopteri; Cyprinodontiformes; Rivulidae. Gene Ontology annotation, biological process: homologous chromosome pairing at meiosis; meiotic attachment of telomere to nuclear envelope. The record is from RefSeq and is a predicted model, not a curated record. The transcript has 9 exons. Gene Ontology annotation, cellular component: nuclear inner membrane. Gene Ontology annotation, molecular function: DNA binding.
AUGACUCCCAGCUACUACCACACCAAGUCAGCCAUGCCACUGCAGCCCUUCUCCUUCCCCGUCCCAGAAACCCGUUUUUUAAAGGCCGGUAGUUUCAUCUACAAAUUCAAGAUUAGAGGAGGAAUCAUCUGCAGUGGAGAGGAAGUUUUGAAAGGAAAAUGCUUCAAUCAAGAGAUGGAGGACAUUAUCAGAACAGUUCUUGGUAAUCUGGACCACCUGGAGCCCUUUUCCACCACUCACUACGUUGUUUUUCCUUACAAGAAGUGCUGGAGAAAAGUGCACAAACACAGAGUGAAGAGGCCGAGACUCUACCCAUUCGUUAUCAUCCUCUACGUGGAGAAGAACACGCACAAAGGGAAGCAUCCAGAGGAGGAGGGAAUGCCACCCAUCUCCAGAGUUUCUGAUGAGCCUCGACCAAAGCGCCGUUGCAGAGACUCGCCACUAGAGGAGGCCGUCUUAAAGGAGUUAACCGACUGUAUGGAAGGUGAAAACAACAGACAUGUAACCAGCAAAGUGGAUUUGGACUAUGAGUGCACAGAGGAAGAGGUCAAUGAAGAUCCAACGCUUGUUGAUGAGCCUGAGGUGAUACGUAAGGAACCUGAGGGGGAAAGGACGCCUACGAGGCCGGGGAUUCUCACGCGACUGGCCAGGUUAGUGUGA